GCCAUGCCCGCCACAUACAGCAUGGUGGUGAUGGGAAAGGCCGAGGCUGCCUCUUUUCCUCUUUUGUCACUAACUCUAUCACCCAUAACUCUGGGGUUUGGACCCUUUUCUCCAGCCGAACUAAUUUGUUUGCCAUCAGCCCUCUACCCCAUGCCCUGCCACCCAAAAUGACAGGUGGGAGGUAUGGGGCACUGGCAUGGGCAACAACAUCACCUUCCUCUACCACCCCUGUGUCCACCCCUGGCUGAAACUCCAGCUUGCCCUUCUGGCCCAUGUCUGCGUAUCCCACCCCAUACUGAUCCCUCACCUCGGCCUCACUCAGCAUCGGCCUCUUGUACUGGUUGCAUGGGGGGCAUCAUUUGAGAUGGCAAGAGUACAGCCAGCCUGGGUGGCCCACUGGUUGAAGAGGAGGAGGAGAAAGGAAAGAAGGAGAGCUUGGCCUACCCCUUCCAGUGCCCCCUGGCUUCCCUGGGCAGAGCCCACCCUAGGCAAGGAUCACCUGUGUCCAAGAGGGAGCAUACAGGCCCUGGCUACAGCCUUUGCCCUCCGGAGUUGGCGCCCCCCUGGGGAGGGGAUUAAGUCCUGGAGUCCAGAGUACACUCUUGGAGCCAAGAGGAGGGGACUUCGAGCUGCCCUUGGUUCCCUAGCCACAGGCCCUGCCACCAGGGCCCCUCCUCACUCCUUAGGGAUCAGCAAGCCCAUCACAGACAGCCCAGGGGAGGUCGGUGAUACCCCCAUGCUGGCCAUGGCUCGGAGGGGUGGAGAAAGCAAUGACUCCCGACCAGGGCAUGGAAGCCCAGGGGAUUGUGUCUGCCCGGGGCAUCCCUCUCCAGUCCCCCGGGCAGGCCCCUCCCGGCCCGCCCGGGCUCCCACUCCUCGAACAGAGGAAGCGGCGUGGGCAGCCACGGCCUUGACUUUCCUGCUGGUGCUUCUCACGCUGGCCACGCUCUGCACGCGGCUGCAUCGAAACUUCCGUCGGGGGGAGAGUAUCUAUUGGGGGCCAUCGAUAGACAGCCAGGACACAGUGGCGGCCGUGCUGAAACGGAGGCUGCUGUCCGCCGGCCCCCGAAGACCCAAGCGCUCCCGUAGGAGACCCCUCCUCCCGCCCAGCCCCGACCCGGACCAAGGCGGCCUCGGCCCCGACGGCGGGGGCGGUGACAGCGACAGCUCCUCCGACUGAGGCCUGGCCGGCCCUGGCCCGGGAGGAGGGAGGGAGGGAGGGCAAGGGGCGGCCCUGAGCCUGGCUCCUCCCGGCCAGGGGGUCACCAGCCCCGGGGUGGCCCUGCCACGUGGACAGCGCCCAGCUGGGAGCCCCUGCUGGACUGUCGGGGCGGUGCAGGCUCCUCCCUGGGCGUGACCCGCUCCCUCGAUUUCUAAUUAAAUUAUUUUAGUAGAU
This is a messenger RNA of Trichosurus vulpecula (common brushtail), 1396 nucleotides long. It is a transcript of the gene TP53I13, whose product is annotated as tumor protein p53 inducible protein 13. Lineage: Eukaryota; Metazoa; Chordata; Mammalia; Diprotodontia; Phalangeridae. Gene Ontology annotation, cellular component: cytoplasm. The record is from RefSeq and is a predicted model, not a curated record. Bases 197 to 1180 code for a protein of 327 amino acids. The transcript has 5 exons.